AUGAUGAGAUUAUUACAUUCAGAAUUAGUGUGGCAACGAAUUCGGGAUAGACCAGCGUGGAACACAACAGAUGGACAGUUUAUGCUUACAUUUGUCCAUCGGUUUACUGAGCCCAAGGGGGGCACAACAUUUUUUGCAUUUUGCUAUCCGUGGACCUAUUCGGACACGCAAGCUCAAUUAGCCUAUCUGGAAGUGUUUUUCCGAGAUCAACUUUUGGCUUUCCAAAUGUCUUCCAUGCAUGGUGAAUUGGAUCUGAAUGACGGUGUGGAUUCUGUCAUGGGAAACUCAAGCCCCACUUUGUCUAACCAGUCUGUUAAUCAACAAAUAGUGAAAAAGGUUUAUUUUUAUCGGGAGUUGCUAUGCUACAGUCUCGAAGGUCGCCGAAUUGAUCUCGUUACUUUGACAGACUGGUCAGGCCGUCUGGACAUUCGAGAAGACUACUUUGAUCCUCUUCUGUUCCCCAAUCGUAGCCAGCCGAGACCAUGGAGGUUUGCAGGGAAAAAGGUUGUCCUGAUUACAGCAAGAGUACAUCCGGGUGAGACACCUUCAAGCCAUGUAUUUAACGGAUUAUUAGAACUAUUACUACGACCUCAUGAUGCCCGGGCUUGCCAGCUGCGCCGACAGUAUGUAUUCAAGUUGAUCCCGCUGCUCAAUCCAGACGGUGUGUUCUUGGGUCACUAUCGGACCGAUACGCGGGGAGUCAAUUUGAACCGUGUGUAUCUGGCCCCGGAUUUCCUUUACUAUCCAUCGAUUUACGCGUGUAAAGCCCUAGUCGUUUAUCAUCACACCCAUUACGCAACAAAGUCUCCCUAUGCCAACUUCCUGGAUGAUUUCUUGCUUUUACUUCCAUCUCAGUGUGAGGUUGUAAGNNNUAAAUGUCACAAAAGUCUUCGUACGGUACAAUCGCCCACAUUGACAUCUACCGUGACCAGUCAGUCGACAAUAGUUGAACAAACACCUACUCUCCGAAACGGUCCCAUAUCUAUCACCCCGACUGGUGAACCGGCAAGCAAUGUGAGUAUUUAUUUCACUACUUGGUGCGUAUCAUUUUUUUCAGACAUUGGGAGAAGAACAAGAAUCUCAUUUUUACUCUUUUUGCAUACGUCUCUNUCUCUCUCUAUAUAUAUAUAUAUAUAUAUAUAUAUAUAUAUAUACCGAUGCGACCCACUGGGUUUAAAGUAG
Echinostoma caproni is the source of this 1182-nucleotide messenger RNA. The record is from the annotation of a GenBank genome assembly. Lineage: Eukaryota; Metazoa; Platyhelminthes; Trematoda; Plagiorchiida; Echinostomatidae.